AUGCGAGCGCUGUCGGCAGCAAAAGGUCCGGUGUCUUCGAGACUCCACCUCCCAGAAGCCAUCACCAGGUCAGCCUCUGCCAAAAUGCUCCAAAUGCGCAAAGGCAGGCACAGCAUCUCCGAGAAGAACAUGGGCCUGCCAUCCCUAGAGAAACAGACGGGUGGCUCUCUAGAAGAUGAUUGGCUUGACUAUGACAACCUCAACUGGCACCAGACGAGCACAAUGGCCCAAGCAGACCUUGACCUCGAGAAUACCUCUCAGAAUGUUAAUCCAGACCUGAAAAUGAGUGAUGAUUUUAUGGCUGGGAUGGAUACACACCUCGACGAAGGACAAUGGUGGAACGAGACAACCCCGUCCCAAACACCACUAUCCAAUGCCGAUGUCAGUGAUGACAGGGCGACGCCCAGUUUCUUACAAGAACUUACCUCCCAGGCCAUGGCUGUGAGCACUAAGACAAUCUCAGCUACAAUGGCUUUGUAUCAUCCCCGCAGCGCUCCACCAACUGUAUCGUCACAGUAUGUUAACCAGGCUUUCGAUGGCACAAGAACCCUGGUACGUAUCAUCAAUACCAUAUCGAUGAUCAUUUCCGGGGAGAACGAUGAGAAUACUUCGGAAGGUGAAUCGUGCUGUGGCAUUGGAGGGUUGGCUCUUACAACCCUUGCAUGUCAGCAGCAUCUUUUGGGCCUUUUCAAGGCAAUUUGCAAGUCCAUAGAACAUUGCAUUGAUGAGAAGUCGAGGGAAAAGACUGCUUUCGGAAUCAGCGAUAGUGGCUCGCUGAUCGGGGAUCCAGCUCCUUCGUCAGCGCAGUUUACAAUGGUUCUUCAAUUGUUGGUACAUCUUAUCAACCGGUUGGACAGAUGUCUUUUCGCAGGCGUACAAACUACGCCCAGCCCCCAGAAGCACCAAGGCGGUAUGGAUCUGACACGUUUCGAGAAGAAUGCGGAUGAACUUGGAUCUGAUAGAAAUAGCAUUGCUGGGUUAGCACAUGGAUCAAUUACAGGGUUAUCACUAGAGUAUCGUAGACUGCGACAGAUCAUUUCCCAACUCCAGGGCCAGAUGGACACACUUGAAGAAAUUUGA
Molecule: messenger RNA, 1080 nt
Organism: Fusarium tjaetaba
Lineage: Eukaryota; Fungi; Ascomycota; Sordariomycetes; Hypocreales; Nectriaceae
Product: fungal zn(2)-Cys(6) binuclear cluster domain protein
Exons: 2
Coding region: 1-1080 (359 amino acids)
Source: RefSeq, a predicted model, not a curated record